AUGGGAAGGGCACCUUGUUGCGAGAAAAACGGGCUCAAGAAAGGGCCAUGGACAUCUGAAGAAGACCAGAAGCUCGUUGACUAUAUCCAGAAACAUGGAUAUGGUAACUGGAGAACACUCCCCAAAAAUGCUGGUUUGCAGAGAUGUGGCAAAAGCUGUCGGUUAAGAUGGACUAAUUAUCUCCGACCAGAUAUAAAGCGUGGGAGGUUCUCCUUUGAAGAAGAAGAAACCAUUAUUCAGCUCCAUAGCUUCUUAGGGAACAAGUGGUCUGCGAUUGCGGCGCGUUUGCCUGGAAGAACAGAUAAUGAAAUCAAGAACUUCUGGAACACACAUAUAAGAAAGAAGUUGCUUAGAAUGGGGAUCGAUCCAGUAACUCACAGUCCACGACUCGAUCUCCUCGAUAUCUCAUCCAUCUUAGCUUCAUCUCUAUACAACUCCUCUCCACAUCAUAUGAACGUGUCAAGACUCAUGUUGGACGCUCAUCGUCGUCAUCAACAGCAACAACCAUUGGUUAACCCCGAAAUUCUCAAGCUCGCUACCUCUCUCUUCUCUCAAAACCAAAACCAUAACCAAAACCAAAACCAAAACCUCGUCGUGGAUCAUGACUCCAAAACUCAUGACAACCAUUCGUUUUAUCAAUAUGAUGAUGUUAACCAAACCGGAGUAAACCAAUACCAAACCGACCAGUUCGAGAACACCAUUCCUCAAGAACUUCAAUCUUGCAUGCCACCGUUUCCCGAUGAAGCUCAAUUUAACGACAUGGAUCAUCAUCAGUUCAAUGGUUUCGGAGGACAUACUUUCGCUUCCACUUCAACUACGCCGGUUCAAGAUUGCAAUAUUCCAUCAUUUUACGAUUAUUCAAGCUCUAGUUUUGCAUUGGAUCCUUCUUACUCGGACCAGAGCUUCAACUUCGUUAACUCGGUCUUGAACACGCCAACUUCGAGCCCGACUACGUUAAACUCGGGUUCCACAACUUGCAUCAAUAGUAGCAGUUGCAGUACUGAAGAUGAAAUGGAAAGUUAUUGCAGUAAUCUCAUGAAGUUUGAUGUUCCGGAUUUCUUGGACGUUAGUGGUUUUAUUAUAUAA
Messenger RNA from Microthlaspi erraticum, 1086 nucleotides. Lineage: Eukaryota; Viridiplantae; Streptophyta; Magnoliopsida; Brassicales; Brassicaceae. The record is from the annotation of a GenBank genome assembly.